AUGUUCCUGGUCACUGUCAGUGGGAACCUGCUCAUCGUCCUGGCCAUCCUCUCUGACCCACACCUCCACACGCCCAUGUACUUCUUCCUCGCCAACCUGUCCAUGGUGGACAUCUGCUUCACCUCCACCACCGUCCCCAAGAUGCUGGUGAACAUCCAGACGCAGAGCAGAGCCAUCAGCUACGCGGGCUGCAUCACACAGAUGUUCUUCUUCAUGCUAUUUGCAGAGCUGGACAACUUUAUUCUGACCGUGAUGGCCUAUGACCGCUUUGUGGCCAUCUGUCACCCCCUGCACUACACGGUCAUCAUGAGCCCCCGGCUCUGUGUGCAGCUCCUUCUGGUGUCCUGUGUCACCGUUGUCUCCUUAUUCUAUUGCACAGGAUUAGGUGUGUACUUUAGUUAUCCUAGUGCCCAAAACUCACAGUCCAACGCGAGGGCCUCGGUGAUGUACACCGUGGUCACCCCCAUGCUGAACCCCUUCAUCUACAGCCUGAGGAACACAGACAUAAAGAAGGCCCUAAAGAGAUUUGGGGGAGGGAAAAUGGCAAGUGGGACAUUGAUUAUGGGCUGA
This is a messenger RNA of Ochotona curzoniae (black-lipped pika), 570 nucleotides long. RefSeq names its product olfactory receptor-like protein OLF4. Bases 1 to 570 code for a protein of 189 amino acids. The transcript has 2 exons. Gene Ontology annotation, cellular component: membrane. NCBI's taxonomy places the organism in Eukaryota, Metazoa, Chordata, Mammalia, Lagomorpha, Ochotonidae. Gene Ontology annotation, biological process: G protein-coupled receptor signaling pathway. Gene Ontology annotation, molecular function: olfactory receptor activity; G protein-coupled receptor activity. The record is from RefSeq and is a predicted model, not a curated record.